AUGCAGAUCUCCACGUUCAUUAACUUUCUUUUCCUUGCUGGUACAGCUCAAGCUGCUGCUUUCCAGAAACUCCGUCGAGCGGACAUUGGCGGAGCAGUCAACGUCCAGGCGGGAGCUGGCUUCAACAUCGGCAACCUACCCGACUUGGGCUACCCCUUUGGCCAAGGGGCACCUAGAAAACCCAACCUAGGCCAAACUCCAGAAGACCAAGCAGCUCUACAGCGCCGCCCAUCUGAUGCAAUCACUGAAGUUAAGCCAGCGCAGGGUAGAGUGCAGAAUGCCGUGUCAUCUGUCUCGCCUACUACAACAUCUGCUUCGCCUGCUGCAACAUCUGCUGUCCCUGCUGCCGACUAUAUAGCAGCAGCCCUCAAUCACCACAAUAUCCACAGAAGAAACCAUUCAGCACCUGACGUGACUUGGAGCGCCGACCUCGCAAAAUCCGCAAAAACGAUGGCCAACUCUUGCAAAUUUGCACACAACCUGUUUGUCCCUCCCCAAUCGUCCUCUUCAUCACCCAACUAACAUACUCCCAGUACACCAGGCGGAGGCGGCUAUGGCCAAAAUCUCGCCGCCUACGGAUCCACCAAUACCAACAUCCGAGUCCAGAAUCCCACCAUCUACUUAGCAAGAGGGAUCACAAACCAAUGGUACAACAGCGAGUUCAGCGCCUUCCGACCCUCUUACUACGGACUCGCAACGCCUUCUCUGACGAACUUUGCUGCUUGGGGACACUUCUUACAAGUUGUGUGGAAGGGGAGUACGCAGGUGGGAUGUGCUACUAGUUUCUGUGGACCGAAUACUGUGUUUACUGGGAAUUAUGUUUGUGAGUACUUUCUCUUUUUUUCAUUUUAUCCACGCAUAUUCAGAUGAGCGAAUGGAAAUGUGUUUGAGAAGAUGGUGGAGUUUGAGGCUAAUGGAAAUAGCUUGGUUCACCGUGUGCAACUACAAGGCCCAGGGCAAUUUCGAGGGCGAAUACGGUCUUAAUAUCGGCUCGCCACUUGGAAGACCAGGUCUCACAGCACCAUAAUUUAUAGACUUCAGGCGGUCGAGUCGAUGAGUUGCAAUUUCUCCAUUUAUAUCCGGCUUUCGCAUCGGAGUUUUGUUUUAGUUUGCUCCAAAGGGGAAAAGAAGGGGUUUUGGUAAAGUGAGAAAGGUCGUUGUAACAUUUGUGUCUGAAAUUUAUCUAUGGGCGUUCUUUGGAUGAAAGGUUGGGAAUUGGCAGGGAUAGGCUAGGCAAAUUGGACUUUGGCGCUUCAGAUUGGGUUGUAGGGUAUUUCAAAACUGUCUUGUUUGGGGUUUCAAUGCUACGGUAAGUAAAUGUUGGUUUAGGCGAGGAGAAAAUAGAAGUUCUUUCUCAUA
This is a messenger RNA of Hymenoscyphus albidus, 1359 nucleotides long. Lineage: Eukaryota; Fungi; Ascomycota; Leotiomycetes; Helotiales; Helotiaceae. The record is from the annotation of a GenBank genome assembly.